Messenger RNA from Doryrhamphus excisus (bluestripe pipefish), 1291 nucleotides. It is a transcript of the gene fam133b, whose product is annotated as family with sequence similarity 133 member B. NCBI's taxonomy places the organism in Eukaryota, Metazoa, Chordata, Actinopteri, Syngnathiformes, Syngnathidae. The record is from RefSeq and is a predicted model, not a curated record.
UCGAGCUUGUCCAUUUUCGAAUGAGAAGAAGAAAGACAAGCCCCUUGUUUGAUGUGGACACUAGACAGUAAUAUAUACAAAUGACUGUCUUCAUUACCGGUUUUCCUUCCCACAAAUGAGUCAAAAAUGGGCAAGAGGGACAAUCGAGUGGCUUACGUUAAUCCUAUUGCUGCUGCACGAUCCAGGGGCCCGGUACAGAACUCUGGACCAACCAUCCAGGAUUAUUUAAGCAGACCUCGGCCAACAUGGGAAGAGUUAAAGGAGCAGCUGGAGAAGAAGAAGAAGGGCUCGCGAGCCUUAGCUGACUUUGAGGACAAAAUGAAUGAGCGAUGGAAGAAAGAGCUGGCGAAGAACCGUGAAAAGCUGAUGGGUGGGAGCGACAAGGACAAAGACAAAAAGGCAACCGAGAAAAAGAAGAAGGAGAAGAAGAAGUCCAGUAGGCAUUCUUCAUCUUCUUCCUCCUCCUCAUCGAGUUCUGAUUCUUCCGGCAGCUCCUCCUCAGAAUCUGAAGAUGAGGACGAGAAGAAAACGGUGAAGAAAAAACGGAAGAGAAAGAGGUCGUCGGCCAGGAGAGCAUCAGAUGACUCUGAAGCAGAAUCAGAGGCAGACAGAAAGAAGAAAAAGAAAAGAAUCAAGGAGGAGGGUGAUAAUGAUAAGGAUGACAAGAACCGUCGAAGGAAAAUAAAAACUGAGCGCAAAGAUUCCUCUUCCAAGUCUUCUGCGGAGUCGGGUGGAGAAGAGUUUGCUGAAGCCAAAAAGAAAAAGAGAAGUAGUGAAGAAAAGGAGAAAAUUCCAGACAAAUCCAAGAAGAAGAGGAAAAAGAAGCACAAGAAGCAUGGCAGGAAAAAGAAGAGGAAGACGGCGUCUCCAUCCGACUCUGAGCUUGACUAGCUGUGUAACUUCUGUUUUUUUUGGACGACCAGAUUUGGACACGAGAGACGCCUUGCUGAAUCAUGUGCAUAUCUUUUUUUUUUUUUUUGUAGCUGAUGGACAGAACUUUUGAGAGGAUCUGACUGACUGAACUGUCCUUUUUUUGAGGAGUUCCACUUUGCUUCCUAGAUGCUGCUGCUUCCUUUUUGCCAGUUGCUCCGUAUGCUGAAAACCUGAUGUCACGCCAGCCUCAUAUUGAAGUUGGGCUUGUAAGAUAAAACACACCUUCGUUACUUGUUGCAGCACAGCAGUGCAAUGUAUGAAACUCCAUGAAUAAAAUCACAUUUUAGCCAUCAGUGCGGUUACUUAGGGACAACAUUUUGACAGUGUGCAGUUCUGUUAUUUCUGCAGAGUAGGUUAG